AUGGAUGUGCAUGGCCCUCAGUGCUUGGAGCCCGACUCGACACCUCUCCCUUUCCUCUCCAUGACAGUGCUGGCCAUUUUCCAUGAACUCCACGUGGACCCCGACCUGUACACACUGCUGUUUGGAGAGAGUGUGCUGAAUGAUGCGGUGGCCAUAGUCCUCACAUACUCUAUAUCCAUCUAUAGUCCCAAGGAGAAUCCCAACACGUUUGACACGGCAGCGUUCUUCCAAUCCGUGGGCAAUUUCCUAGGGAUCUUUGCCGGCUCCUUUGCAAUGGGCUCCGCGUAUGCAGUUGUUACCGCACUGUUGACCAAAUUUACCAAGCUCCGUGAGUUCCCAAUGCUGGAGACAGGCCUGUUUUUCCUCCUUUCUUGGAGUGCCUUCCUGUCUGCAGAGGCUGCCGGCUUAACAGGUCAGUGCUUUAUGCUACAAUGUGAGCAAGGCCUGUGAAUGUGGAUUGUUGU
Mus caroli (Ryukyu mouse) is the source of this 464-nucleotide messenger RNA. The record is from RefSeq and is a predicted model, not a curated record. NCBI's taxonomy places the organism in Eukaryota, Metazoa, Chordata, Mammalia, Rodentia, Muridae.